AUGAGCCUCACCGCGGAGGAUACAGAGUCAGUCGUGGUUAUUGAGCGCGUCUGCUCCAUCCUGUCGCUUCUCGGUGGUCUCUUCGUCAUCAUCAGCUUUUCUGUCUCGGAAGCUUUUCGCCAGCGCGCUAUCAACCGCAUGGUGUUCUUUGCUACGUUCGGAAACAUGUUGACUAACGUGGCUACGCUAAUGACGACGUCAUUUACGGACGCUACCAACUCCUUUGGAUGUCAACUGCAGGGGUUUCUAAUUCAGGUCUUCAUGCAAGGCGAUGCUUUCUGGGCCCUAGCAAUGGCCAUCAACGUGUAUCUCACCUUCUACCACAAGUUCGAUGGAAGAGCUCUGAGGAAGAUGGAGAUCCCGUAUUUCCUCUUUUGCUACGGCGUUCCGUUCAUCACCGGAUUCACCUUCAUUUUUGUCAGGCAAUACGGCGAGAGACCUUACGGCAACGCGAUCCUUUGGUGCUGGUUGAGCAAGAAGUGGGAGGUCUACCGUAUUGCCACAUUUUAUGCGCCCGUCUGGCUUUGCAUUAUCAUCGCGACCUUUAUCUACAUCCGUGCCGGCCGCGAUAUCUACAAGAAGCGCCAAAUCAUGAACAAGCUCGGCCCCGAAGGCUCCGAAGGCGGCACCUUCGUCGACAUGUUUGCUCCAGCCUACAACUACAAGACCACCAAAGUCACCCAAACCACCGAGAUUAUCUCCCUUCCGUCGACUGCCAACAAAGACGCUUCAUUCCCGCAUACCCCGAUCCGCCAAGCCGACGACGCCAAAGCUCGCGCGCAAUGCUCCGUAACCGUGACCAUCUCCGCCGACAACAACAACAACAACAACAACACCUCAUCCCACAAGCGCAACUCGCAGCCCAACAACAACACCAACCUUGCCACCGAAAAUCACCACGAUGUGGGUAUCACCGGCACGACAACCAACACCAUUACCAACGAGCGAACCAUCGUGCACAUCUCAGCCGGCAAUAACCCGGCUCUCCCUCCCUCGGGAACAGCAGCCAACAUGCAAGCCCAAGCGCAACGUCGCCGGGUUCACGAGGCACACAACGCCGUCUGGUCUUACACCAAGUGCGCCAUCCUCUUCUUUUCCGUGCUGCUCAUCACCUGGAUCCCUUCGUCCGGAAACCGUGUGUACAGCAUCUUACACCACGGCGAGAUCUCCAAGCCUUUGUUCUUCGCUAGCGCCUUCGUCUUGCCGCUGCAGGGGUUCUGGAACGCCGUCAUCUACGUGGUCACGUCGUGGGCUGCGUGCAAGGAGCUUGGCGCGGCACUGAGCGAGGUGUUUCAGGGUAUGAAGUACUGGUGUAUGUGCUGUGUGAGCAGGAGGCACAAGAAAGGAGGCAACAAUGAGGAUGAGGAUGGAAUUAUCCUCGGAAGUAGGAGGAUGCCUGGACGGAUGAGGGGAGAUCCUAACCGCCGGAGGCCGGGAGGUGGAUCGGGAAAUAGUUGGGCGACGACUAUGGCAAGGGCCAAGGCACAGGAGAUGGAGCUUGAUACGACUAGUAUGGAGGAUCUGACGGCCAAUGGGGCGAGGAUGGAGAGGGUUUCGCCUGUUUGA
Molecule: messenger RNA, 1566 nt
Organism: Sordaria macrospora k-hell
Lineage: Eukaryota; Fungi; Ascomycota; Sordariomycetes; Sordariales; Sordariaceae
Biological process (GO): cell surface receptor signaling pathway; adenylate cyclase-activating G protein-coupled receptor signaling pathway
Cellular component (GO): plasma membrane
Molecular function (GO): G protein-coupled receptor activity
Source: RefSeq, a predicted model, not a curated record